ACUCUGAAGGUUCCCCGGCGUCCAGACGGCUGAUUAGGGUCGUGUCGGGACCUCUGCUCAGGGCCCAGCCAGGUAGCCAUCCCUUGGUCUGAAUGGGGAAUGAAAUCUUCUGACAUCUCAGAACAGAACGCUUUUUCUUCACCAUGGAGGACAAGAGACAGCGAGCCCGAGUGCAGGGAGGCUGGGCUACACCUACCAAGAGCCAGUCUGCUACUCAGCCAGCUUCCCCUGCUAGGAGCCGUCUUUCCCAGACCGCGGGGCCAGCCUGGAGGAGCAAGGAACAGCAGCAAUGUGACCGACAAUUUGUGUUCAAAGAACCUCAGCUGGUUGUCCGUGCAGCCCCAGAACCCAGAGUGAUUGACAGGGAGGGUGUGUAUGAAAUCAGCCUGUCACCUACUGGUGUGUCUAGGGUGUGCUUAUAUCCUGGCUUUGUGGACUUGAAGGAAGCUGACUGGAUCUUGGAGCAGCUUUGUAAGGAUGUCCCCUGGAAACAGAGGAUGGGCAUCAGAGAGGAUGUAACUUAUCCGCAACCAAGACUUACAGCAUGGUAUGGAGAGCUUCCUUACACUUACUCGAGAAUCACUAUGGAACCAAAUCCUCACUGGCUUCCUGUGCUGUGGACUCUGAAGAGCCGCAUUGAAGAGAACACCAGCCACACCUUCAACUCCUUGCUGUGUAAUUUUUACCGGGAUGAGAAGGACAGUGUGGACUGGCACAGCGACGAUGAACCAUCCCUGGGGAGCUGCCCCGUCAUUGCUUCCCUCAGUUUUGGUGCCACUCGGACUUUUGAGAUGAGGAAGAAGCCCCCACCUGUACUUGCAUAAGAGCCGAGGCAAGUUGCUGUCCUGCAGUGCCGUUGGGUCUCCAUUCAUGCUACUUUAUAGCACAUUGACUUAUUUGGCACCUAUGAUAUCAAGCUCUAUUUCUUGGUGUAAUUUCCAUGUUUAAACGUUUGCUUUGCUUUUGUUUCCACCUAAACUUUGCUUGUUGAUGGUAGAGCAUUCUCAGUCACUGUGUAAGAACCUGACCACAUUCUCCAGGAGCUUUCUUGUGGACUAGAGAGUUGGAGUUGAGCACUAGAUUGCCUGGCCUUUGCUGGGGUCUUUUAGGCAUGGUUAUACAUCUGUGCAUGGAUAGAAGUACUUGGAUCCCAUACCGCAUGUCUGAAGAGAUGUUCUUGCCUGUGUAAGAAUCCUAUAUUACAGAUAGAGGAGGAACAACUGUGUACCUGAUGUCUGUCAGACACUCUUCUUAAGCCGACAGAUUGAACGUCAGCUCUUUUCCAUGUCGGUCCUGGGGUUGUAGAGUAAGCAAGUAAAUAGGUUAGGUGUGCCUGUGAGUAAGCCAAGAUUCCACUCUUCCCUCUCUGGGUUCUUCGUAAUUAUUUGUUUUGCUGCCAAAUGUUUAAGUCUUCAGUGACCAUUAUAUAUAUAUAUGCAGCGCCACCACCCCCUUGUGGAAAAAAGUAGGGGCCUAUUUAUAGAUGGGAACUUAAGAAUUCCCAAAGUAUGCUAUCUGGGUAGUUUCCAUGUACAUCUAGUUCCCAAGUGAUAAACAUGAGCAGUGUGUUAGUGUCCAGAAAUACCCCUUCCUGUCUCCCCUCCCAGCACAGAAGCCCUUCAUUCCCUCUUAGAAAGACCUGUCUCAGGGACUGGGCCUACAGCUCAGCGGUACAGUGCAUAUGCAAGGCCCUGGGUUCUUAGAGCGUAACAGCCAAACCAAGCCAAAGCCCGAUGCAUGGUGAACAAGGAGGGUUUAUGGUAAUCACCUGUUAUGUUGUAGGCUGGUGUGUGGUCAGCAAACAGCACACACAGCAUUGUUUCUGGGUGUGAGUACGUGGAGCAUGAAGUCUAUUUUUCAGAAACCUGGGAAAGUAUAGGUCAUGGAGUAGUGAAAGAGGUCAGGUCCCCUCAGUAUCCCUGGACUACAACUGUGCCAGCUGUGUUAAUGGAACAUAAUUCAUCUCAUAAGUGAGAAAAUUUAUCUGAGGUCUUGAAAUAAAGUUGGCUGCGGAAAUGAGGUCGGGAAGAAACAUAAACAGUCAGUGCUCCAGGUUACUCUGGUAAAGUCUGCCUCACUUUAACUGAUUGAAUUGGGCACAGUUCUCGUGCAUAUUCUCUAUUUUGACUUUUGUUGAAGAUGGAGAAACUGAAUGUUAUUGUGUUUGAGAUUAUAAUCACACAUUGGUGAUUACGGCUUAGAAGUUCCACUCUUGAGUAAACACAGUUCGUGUUUAAA
Molecule: messenger RNA, 2238 nt
Organism: Mus musculus (house mouse)
Lineage: Eukaryota; Metazoa; Chordata; Mammalia; Rodentia; Muridae
Gene: Alkbh3
Product: alkB homolog 3, alpha-ketoglutarate-dependent dioxygenase
Exons: 9
Coding region: 144-824 (226 amino acids)
Biological process (GO): DNA alkylation repair; DNA repair
Cellular component (GO): nucleus; cytoplasm
Molecular function (GO): oxidative RNA demethylase activity; dioxygenase activity; mRNA N1-methyladenosine dioxygenase activity
Source: RefSeq, marked validated